GCAGUCAACUAUAUGUUUCGUGCUCACAUGUCAUGCUUUCAAAAUUUGCAUAGGUUGUUCCUCGUUGGUGCUAUGGAAGGCAUGACGGAUGGGCGAGUUUGGUGGAUAGGUGGCUCGGCGCCGAUGCAGAGUUUGCUGCCAAGAGCAUCAAGGCCCGGGCUAACCGUGGAGACGACGGGACACACGGCCAAGGAAACAGGAACCACUGGGGCUUCAAGGCCAUGAAGGAGGACAAGUUGAAGAGGCCGCUCUCAGACAUGGAGUCGUGGAAGCUGGCCCGCGAGCGGAGUCAUCGCAAGGAGGGCGAGAGCCAGUACUACGGCAAGACCGAGGAGCACCUGGGGUCUUACAUUCAUCACUAUCAGGAGUUGCAUCCGGAUGUUCCUGUUGCUGAGGUCGCCCAGUCUCAGAUCGACGACACGGCGGUGGUGGCCAUCCAGGGGAAGAAGAAUGGCCGGUAUCCGUGUUUCGAUGGCUUGAUCACUCCUUCGAUCUCGUACACAGGCUUCGGGCUACCAACCCGAGCCAGUUAG
Messenger RNA from Triticum urartu, 533 nucleotides. NCBI's taxonomy places the organism in Eukaryota, Viridiplantae, Streptophyta, Magnoliopsida, Poales, Poaceae. The record is from RefSeq and is a predicted model, not a curated record.